AAGACAAAAGAUAUGUUUUCUAACCCAUGUGUGAAUGUAUCCCUCACCAUUAAGAACAUAGAUAAAGAAGCCAUUGUUGUUGUUAUUAUUAUUAUUUCAGUCCUGAAGAUCAAAAUGAGGACUUAAAAUACUCCAAAUCUUCUGUUUCUGUUCCUUCGACUCAGUUCGGUUUGUUGCAACCGUUUGAAUUUUUUACUUUCGUCCACAGCAAUUUAUCUGUUAAAAACAUCCAGUCUUUCUGUGGGAAAAAUAGGUAAUUGUUACUUAUUGAUAGGCUUCUUUUGCUUCUAGCAAUGUCAAGUUGCUCGCCUAUCCACCUAACUUUACCUCAGCGGGACGGGGGUUCACGGAAAAUCCGCUUUAUUCACCUGGUGAAUCUGACAUCGUUCAGGCUGACGGAGUGUCCCAACAAAAGUCCAGCAGUUCCUCUCUAUUUAGGAGCUGAUCUUUUCUCCAACACGGACAUCCGCACAGAGAACCAUCCCAGAUACCACGCCAAAUUUGCCAAGAAAGGAUUUGCAACAAAAAUAAAAUUUUCCUCAGCAUUUAGGUUCCAUGGGUUGAAGGUACCGACUGCAAAUAACAGCCUCUGGUUCUACAGCGUUCAAGGACUUUUUCGAGUAGCCUUUGAGAUGUACAGUAAGCAAGAGCAGCUUCAUGUGCUGGACAAUUUCCAGGAUGUUUGGAAAUCGCAGAUAAAUGACAGCCCUCUGAAAUCCAGUUACAGCCUCAGUGUGCAGCUCGACUUUGCACUAUUCAGCAGCCUGCAUGACACAGUAUCAAGGAAUGAAAUGUCACAACCUCAGCAAUGCCAGGUUGGCAGGGAAUCGGUGGAUGCAUAUGGCAGUGACAGAGGUGAUACAUCAGCAGAUCAUGAUUAUUGUGCUUUUGCCAAGCAGAGCUUGCAAACUGAGCAAAGCCAACACGUUUUAUCAACAGUGAAGAAAAAGUUCCGCAGCCUGGAUGACAAACUCUCCUCUGAGACUGAAAGCUACACAGAACAGCUGGAGACUGUCUUGCUGCUUUUGGACACCAUUGAUCAGUGCAUAAAUGGGAAUUUGGAUGAAAAGGCUGUGACAGAAACUGUAUUAGCCCUGCUAAAGGCGAAAGAUUGGGGUUGUGUUUAUUCAAGUCCCCUGCUCUGUAGUGUAGGACGCUGGCUAGGCCAACAGUUUCAUGCGGCCCACUGCAGCAUCAGCCAGAAAGUGGAGGGAUUUAAAGUUCAGCAUAUUGAACGAAUUAGUGACUUGCCACCUGCUGAGGAACUAGCCACAGAGCUUUUCCCAGAGGCCAUGCAAGCACUGCUGCUUCAUUGGAUGGGCUUAACUGAGGAGUCCACUGUGGAGAAGAGGCACAGUGAAUACCCAAUCCUGCUCCUUAUCCUGGAGUUUGCCAACCACAACCUCAUCACUGGUGUGGCACAUGUGCUGUAUUCCAGUCUUAUAUGUAAAUAGGAGUGAAUUUACAUUAAGACUUCAACACAAAAACCUGUAAUUUCUCUGAUAAAUUGUCCAGUCUUCUAAUAAAUAUAUUUUGCUAUGUGAAGUUGUCCUUCCUUGCUUUGGGCAGUCUAUUUUUGCUGCACAUCCUAUUUCAGGGCUGGGUGACAAUUCAAUAGUUUGUGUGGAAUUUUAUUUCCAUGAAAUGAUAAUUAGGGCCUCG
Messenger RNA from Centropristis striata (black sea bass), 1662 nucleotides. RefSeq lists its product as uncharacterized. The record is from RefSeq and is a predicted model, not a curated record. The coding region runs from base 294 to 1454 and encodes 386 amino acids. Lineage: Eukaryota; Metazoa; Chordata; Actinopteri; Perciformes; Serranidae. The transcript has 4 exons.